UAACCACGAUGGUUGAAUUGAUAAAGCGACUCUUUCUGGAAAAAGGGGAAACUGAAAUAGUUGUAGUGACUGUGAGGUUUUAAAAAGUAAACAAGUCCUAUGAGGAAGAGCAGGUGCUCAGUAGAGGGAGGGGACAGAUCAGGACCAAAACCGAGGGUCCCAGUGAUGGCUCAUGAAGAGAACAUGACAUUUCCAACAUUGUUUGGGAUUUCAGCACACUCCAGUGGGGCCUAGGAGAGAGGCUAGGGAAGUGAGUCUGUCUUCAAGUCAGCUUCAAUACAAACAGUGCAUGUUCAGAGAUAUUUUUUAGUGUAAACUAUGACACGUAAGACACAUUCACACCAAUUCACACCUACACACAUAUACAGCAUAAGUAAGCCAAGGGAAGACACAGAGUAGCUUCUAACAUAAUGGCUUGCUUAAUACAUACCAGGUCCAAUUAUGUGCUUCUCAAAACUCGUUUUAUCACUAACGGAGUAGAUUCAUUAGUUGUACUAGAAGAGGCCUUAAUAACUAAUACACGAAGGAAUCUAUUUCUUAUGUAACAAUUAGUGUAUGUGAAGGAAUAGGGCAAGUCUCCCUGCUGAUAGAAACUUUUUUAUAAUUAACACUCACUUUCAAAUAGACCCCAGGUUAUCAACACCCCAGAAAAGGAAAGAACACGGCUGUGCAGAGGAGGAUUUCAUGCCUGUGCCUGGCUGCCACUCAUUUCUCGCUGCAGAAAACUUAGUCACAUGGUCAGAACUACAUUAGCUCUGGAGGAAGCGUGCUCCCGACCCAGGGCCCAGCCCCCUCUGAAAGCAGUGAAAUGAAAUCCAGGAAAAGGGCAGGUUGGGAGAAAGGCUUUUCUUCCUUGCAGUCACUGGCAGCUCAUGCUCCCCAGCCUGGCACACACACUCCACUGCCCCACCUCUGCUGGAGACAGUCUGAGUCACCGUGGUGUGUGCUGAGAGCGAGAAGGGGCCGAGGAGGAGCCAGGCAGGGAGACAGGGUAACGCGAUGGCCCAGGCUCAGAACUGAGUCCCUUCCCUCAGCAGGGCCAUAAGUGACCCCUUGCCCAAGAACUGCCUGCGGUAUCUGUUUCCAAUCCCCAGGCAGAAAUGUAUUAUGUGGGUGUGUCUGCCUCCUUUGAAAGUGGUUUUCAAAAGAUCUGAAUAGGGAGGCUGAGAGUCUUGGAGAAAUACAGAAAUACAUUCCCAGAAGAGGAGUCUGGGGCAAGUGUGUAAAGUCUUCAUUAGUGCAUCUCCAGCACCAUGGCUGCUGCCCAGGAAUUCCCUGCGAAAAUGCUGUAUCUCGACCCCUUUCUGUAUUUAUACUGACAUCCCUAUCUUUCCAUUCAUCAAUACAGAUACCAAUCUAGACAGGCAGGCAGGCAGGCAGACAGGCAGAAGUCUUUUAAAACUUGUACCCCAUGUCCUCUAAUUAUAUAAUUUCUCAUGAGGAAAAAGGAGCUAAUAUCCAAUUUUAGUCACUAGUUUUUGAUAUUCUGUAUACAUCUUUAGAAAUAUCACAUACAAGAUACCCAGUAUCACUGACAUCCACUACACACAAUUUUCAUAAUUGCGGUUUCCUUAUAUUUUGGAGCAAGUGAAGUUUCAAAUGCUUAAUUUCAUGCGAGGGGUUUCAGUGCCUAACGUGAUUGUCCACUCAACAUCUCUUUUUUGAAUGGAUACAGAUCCCAGAAAAUGCUCCAUCUGUUUUUCUUGUAUUCAUUCCUCAGAAUUCGAGAAUUCUCAAGAGGAUUCUUCUGAGUCUGAGGCACGUGCAGUGGUUCCAGACCGCAGUCAGACACCAGGAGAAGAGUCCUCUGUCUCGGAGUAUUUCUCCUGCGUGUCGAGUCCAGGAAAGCUUCCUGCUGCUGCUGAGGACGAAUUCCAGAAAUCUCAAGAGGAUUCUCCUCAGCCGGAGGCACGUGUGGUGGUCCCAGACCACAGUCAGACACCAGGAGAAGAGCCCUCUGUCUCGGAGUAUUUCUCCUGCGUGUCGAGUCCAGGAAAGCUUCCUGCUGCUGCUGAGGACGGUAAGGGAGACACAAAGGCUGGACGGGAUGAACAGCUGCGGUGGCUCGGCCCAAUCCCUACUUACUUCACUUUCCCUUCAAAAACAGGAAAGGGCUUCAGGGCAGAGGAACUAAGACUGAAGCCUCUGCAGAGGGACAAAUUGGGGGUGUGCUUUCAAUGAUAGGGCGGUACCCCAUGUGAAUACUGGGACAGCUGUGAGAUGGUGGGCUGUGCUGAUAACAGUGUGGGAAUUCAAUUACCUCUUCCCUCAGAUCAACAGAAACUCACUCACACACACACUCUAUAUUCUUUCAUACCAGAUAGAGCCCC
Manis pentadactyla (Chinese pangolin) is the source of this 2330-nucleotide messenger RNA. RefSeq names its product protein FAM170A-like. The transcript has 2 exons. The record is from RefSeq and is a predicted model, not a curated record. The coding region runs from base 1666 to 2181 and encodes 171 amino acids. NCBI's taxonomy places the organism in Eukaryota, Metazoa, Chordata, Mammalia, Pholidota, Manidae.